This is a messenger RNA of Didymodactylos carnosus, 1284 nucleotides long. The record is from the annotation of a GenBank genome assembly. Lineage: Eukaryota; Metazoa; Rotifera; Eurotatoria; Philodinida; Philodinidae.
AUGACAACUACCACAGAUACAGCUUCUUCAUCUCAUCCACCGGUUCGAAAUCAUACCCCAACGAGCAAAGAUCCAUUACAUUUGACAAAGUUUCGGUCAGCGGCGACAUUGAAUGAUGGUAAUGUCUCCGAAAAAGCAAAUAUUACUAAUCCACCAUUGAUUUUUGCUCCAGUUGUUAUUAAUAAUCUAAAAGUCCAUGCGUUAUUUGAUACUGGAGCAACUACUACCAUCAUUAAAGAAGACAUAUUAAGAAAAACAAAACAUUUUAAAUUUAUUUCCUCGGAUACCAAACAAACACUCUCUCUGGCUGAUAGUGUAGCAUCAUUAAAUGUUAUAGGUAUAGUCGAAUUGCAAAUUAAACUACAUAACCUGCGCACAACAAUUGUGGCAGCAGUAGUUAAAGAUUUAUUUACAGAUUGUAUUAUCGGAGUGGAUUAUAUACGGAAACACAAUUUACAAUUUGAUUUUGCAAACGACAUUAUAAUGACUACAUGCGGCAAUUUUAAAGUAACCAUUCCUAUCGAGACACAACAAAACGUAAUUAAAGUUCCAUUGAGGUUGACAGAGUCAGUUAAGAUCCCACCUAAAGAAGAAAUCAUCAUCAGAGUAUCAGCAUGUAUUUCGACAGCAAGCACACUAUUCAGACCAUCCCACAAUUUGGGAGCACAAAUUCCUAUUAUUAUGGCAAAUAACUUACUCCAAAUUACAGAUCAUCGAGCUGUACUUACAAUUUAUAAUCCUUCAGAAUAUCCUUGCAUGUUGUCAAGAGGAGUUAUAAUGGGUGUCUCCACUUUACCUGUGCAACAGCAAAGUGUUCCAGCCGAGCCACAAAACUUAAGUCCCGAAGAACAUAUUGAGCAGUUGAUAAACAAAAUUGAAGACCGCCACAUGCACAGCGAUGUGAACGGAGAAUCAGAUCGUGACACAUUUCGAAAGAUGCUCCUGAAGUUUAAACAUCUGUUUGGCACCAACAAGAUAUCUGUGGCAAAAACUGAAGUCGUUCAUGCAAUUAAUACUGAAGCGCACUCCCCACCAAGCUCACAUUUUUAUCCGAUAUCACCUAAGAAGGAGCAAGCUAUGUAUGACAUAUUGCAAGAGUUAUUGAAAGCCGGUUUGAUUUCAAAAACAAAGUCAGAAUAUGCUUCGCCAGCCCUGCUUACACCAAAAUCUGAUGGUUCAUGGCGGCUGGUUAUCGAUUAUAAGAAACUGAACCACGUCACCAUUAAAGAUCAAUACCCACUACCCAACAUGGAACAAACUAUUCAAAGAUUAGGUGAAGGUUAA